This is a messenger RNA of Selaginella moellendorffii, 1410 nucleotides long. RefSeq lists its product as uncharacterized. The transcript has 10 exons. Gene Ontology annotation, molecular function: zinc ion binding; hydrolase activity. Lineage: Eukaryota; Viridiplantae; Streptophyta; Lycopodiopsida; Selaginellales; Selaginellaceae. The record is from RefSeq and is a predicted model, not a curated record. Bases 33 to 1115 code for a protein of 360 amino acids.
UUACAUUUCUAGGGCUCUUCGUCUCCUCCAAGAUGACGAGCGCGUGGGAUCCGGCCUACCUGUGGAGGCAAACCAGCAAGCUACUGCGGCGAUCCGAGCCGGAGGUCCACGUCCACGAGGUAAAUCACGCCGAAAUUCCAGCGCCGAGCAGCGGCGGGGGAGGAAUCGAGAGGAUAUUUCCCGCGUUGAGCUCCAGGGAUGUGCUGCUCGUCACCGGCGCCGCGGCGGUCGGCGGAGCUCUCGUCGUGGCGGCCGUGUACGCCGCGCCAGGGAUUCUGUCCAGGUAUCAGAUCGAAUGCCCGGCGUGUGGAUGCCACUGCUGCGUUUGCUAUGUCGCCCACCAGCGCCCGGCGGAGCUCGUUGCCAAGAUGAUCAAGGGAAUUUCAUCGUCGCUGGCUGCUGGAAAAGAGAAGAUCCAGAAGGCUGUAGGAUUCACCUCGGCUACCAGCGACGAGCAUUCUCACGCAGACAACAACAAUGGAAGCUGGACGUGCAUCCAAGUCUCGCGGGACAAAAACUCUGCCACUACUGUGGAUAUCGAAGAGACACCGGCGGCGGCUGUGACAGGCGACGAAGAGAUCGACAUUGACAACAGGCCUGGCUUGCCAGAUCCUUUCUCCGCGACGAAGCGCAAAGGCUAUCUCUCGUGGGACGAUUACUUCAUGUCCAUUGCGUUUCUCUCGGCUCAGAGGUCCAAAGAUCCCAUCCGACAAGUCGGAGCUUGUCUCGUUAGCCAAGACUACGUCAUCUUGGGCAUUGGCUACAACGGCUUUCCUCGAGGUUGCUCUGACGAUAAGCUUCCCUGGGCCAAAAAAUCACGGGAUGGUGACUUGCUCAAGACCAAAUAUCCAUACGUAUGCCAUGCGGAAGUGAACGCCAUCCUCAACAGGAAUCACGCCUCAGCAUCCGGUCAGAGGCUCUAUGUGACCAUGUUCCCGUGCAACGAGUGUGCCAAAGUCAUAAUCCAGGCAGGAAUUGCCGAAGUGAUCUUCUACACCGACAAGCAAUCGCACCCCGACUUCCAAUUCACGGCCUCACGCAAGCUGCUGUCCAUGGCCAACGUUAAGCUCCGACAGCACCAACCCAAAGCAAAGUCCAUCAUUCUCGAGUUCUAAGCAAGAGUGAGCUUCCGUACAUAUAUAUACACUAGACAAACGAGGACUAAGAACUUGGUGAUCUCUUGCGAGACGAUCUUCCAUUGCGUGUUCUUGCCGCUCUGGUUGUGAUCCGGGUGGUAGAGCCGCAGCGCCUUCUUGAGCGCCGAUCGUGGCGACUGGACGCUCUCGUCGACGAUCCGAACGCGAUCCGCGGGAUCCAGCCCCGGCGGCGGAUGCUCCGCGAGGAGAAACUCGAGGAACUUGGGCAGAUUGUGCUUGUUCUUGGCGAAAUUGGCCUCGAGGCGCAUGAAAA